Capronia coronata CBS 617.96 is the source of this 1485-nucleotide messenger RNA. Its product is annotated as acetylornithine aminotransferase. Lineage: Eukaryota; Fungi; Ascomycota; Eurotiomycetes; Chaetothyriales; Herpotrichiellaceae. Gene Ontology annotation, biological process: arginine metabolic process. Bases 1 to 1485 code for a protein of 494 amino acids. Gene Ontology annotation, cellular component: mitochondrial matrix. The record is from RefSeq and is a predicted model, not a curated record. Gene Ontology annotation, molecular function: identical protein binding; transaminase activity; pyridoxal phosphate binding. The transcript has a single exon.
AUGGCGUUCUCAAUGAGCAAGCGAGCAGCAUGUGCCCGGUGGUCGAAGCUGAUACAGGCGUCCUAUCGAGCACCGCUUCAGCAGAGACUAUAUGCCAGUGCGGCUGCAGUCCCCACGAGCUCUAGCAGCCCUGUGCAAGGUCAAGCGCAGAUCCGACAUGAAGCCUCAGUACCCAAUCCAGAUCCCGCUCCGGACUCACCGACUGCGGCCUUCCUCAGGCAGAAUGUUCCCUAUAUGGUCCCCACCUACGUCCGACCUCCGCCGAUGUUUGUGAAAGGAGAUGGAUGUGUGAUGUACGACAAUGAGAACAGAGUAUAUCUUGAUUUCACCGCCGGCAUAGCGGUCAACUCUCUGGGCCAUGCGGACCCCGAGAUAUCCCGGAUUAUUGCCCAUCAAGCACAGCAGUUGAUCCAUGCCUCGAACCUCUACUACAAUCCUUGGACACCCGCUCUAUCCAAGCUGAUGGUGGAAGAGACACAGAAGCAAUCGCCAGGCUCGCAUCUCAGCCAAGUGUUCAUCUCGAACUCGGGCUCCGAGGCCAACGAGGCGGCCAUCAAGUUUGCCAGGAAAGUGACUUAUGCCAAAGACCCGGAGACGAAGCAGAGGGACAUCGUUUCUUUCCAUGGCUCGUUCCAUGGUCGUACAUACGGUUCGCUGUCAGCGACACCCAACAAGAAAUACCAGGCACCGUUCGGUCCCAUGUUGCCGGGAUUUCACUACGGAACGUACAAUGACAUUGAGGGCAUCCAAGACUUGGUCACUGAAAAAACCGCCGGUGUCAUCAUCGAGCCGAUCCAGGGCGAAGGAGGCAUCAACGUGGCCACCCCGGAAUUUCUACAGGCUCUGCGCAAAAGGUGCGAUGAGGUGGGCGCCGUGCUGAUCUUUGACGAGAUCCAAUGUGGUCUAUCCCGAACCGGGGAUCUUUGGGCCUACACAGCUUCAGGAGUCCAACCUGAUAUCCUGACAACCGCCAAAGCUCUAGGAAAUGGUGUACCUAUCGGCGCUACCCUUGUUUCGGGCAAGACGGUUGCCCCGUUCAUUCAAACGGGAGACCACGGCACAACAUUCGGCGGCAACCCGCUUGCUUGUCGAGUGGCCCAUCAUGUCUUUGGAUGCCUGGCCAAAGCACAGCUACAAGAAGAAGUGCGAGUCAAGUCGACUUUGUUUUUCAGCGCCUACGAAACCAUGAAAACCAAGUUCCCUGGUGUUGUCUCAGAAGUGCGAGGCAGAGGCUUGAUAGUGGGAUACCAACUCAGCGACUCAGCCAGAGGAAAGGCCGCAGAAGUGGUGACUGCGGCUCGCGAGAGAGGUCUGCUGAUCAUCACGGCCGGCGACGGGGUUCUCAGAAUUGUCCCGCCCCUAAUCAUCUCCCACGAAGAAAUCAAUCGAGGACUGGCCAUUCUCGAGGAGGCCAUGGACGUGGUCUUCAAGAAGCCAGCUGCAGUCGAUGGGACUGAAGGCCAGCUAGAGAUGGGCAGCCGAUGA